AUGAAGACGCUCUCUGGAACGAGUCCGUCUCCUGCUGCCGGUGUGAACCUGAAGACCCACACUUUUGUGAAGGAUCUUGAGCAGUACCGGCGAUGGACCAUCGAGACUCGCAUCAUUCCUGACGGUGCCACCAAAGAAGUUGGCUUGGUGCAAGAGGUCACCGAGCGCGAGGCCCAGCGCUCCAUUCCCGAUUGA
Pyricularia pennisetigena is the source of this 195-nucleotide messenger RNA. RefSeq lists its product as uncharacterized. Bases 1 to 195 code for a protein of 64 amino acids. NCBI's taxonomy places the organism in Eukaryota, Fungi, Ascomycota, Sordariomycetes, Magnaporthales, Pyriculariaceae. The transcript is spliced from 2 exons. The record is from RefSeq and is a predicted model, not a curated record.